CAAUUAUUGAUGGCAAUGGAAGCAUCCCCCUCUGGAUAGCCAAUCGAUCACAUGCAGGUACGAUCCGCGCAAUUUGACGUGCAUUGCUGCCGGACUCCGAAGCAGGGUCCCCAGGAAAAGGUGGCUGGUAUUGACGCCCCAGCCACACUGUUUUCUUGCAGAUGUCUCUGUUUCACCCACGCCGCCAACCACCUUACCUUCAACAUUCUCGUGUUCUUCAGCGACCAGCCAUCACAUUAUUUUAGUAGCUAUACAAUAUGAACAUCCGUCCUCCCGGGUCUCUGCAUGAACUCUUCCCGUCUCUCUUGUCCAGUGAUUGGUUUUGCAGCAUCGACGUUAGGUUGUGCCCACUCCCAAGCUUCCUCAACCUCACACACAGAUCCUCACCUAGGGAGGCUUUCGUACAAUGCGCGGCGGGUCAGUGUCACUGUUGUUGACAUGGACUCUGGCACUCGGCUUGCCUAGUACAAGCGCUCUACCGCGUCCGGGCGUCGACGUCCGCGCUGCGCCAACAGACUCUGGCAGCAAGCCGCAGUACUCUAUCAUCCCGCUGGAGCCAGACGAGGACGACGCCCACCAGCCGGGCAAGGAAGGUGGGGACGACGAGAGCGAACCGGACAAUGGGGAUGGAGAUUCGACAGUGACGCUCACCCAGACGGUCACACACGUGCCGAACCCAGUCACGCAACGCAUCACACAAACAGUUCCACCAGAGGUUGAGACGGUCACACAGAAGAUUGCUGUGCCAACGACGGUGAUCUCCAUCAUCGACUUGGAGGCAGAGCCCACGGCGACAGUCUAUAUCACACAGACACCUCUGCCUCCAGUACCAGCUCCGCAGCCCGAGCCUGCUUCUGAACCUGCCACAACACUGACAACGACGACGACGACGACGACGACUGAUUCCCCCGCCACCGAUACCGCCACCACUCCCAGCGCCUCCUCUGUCACACUCGUCAUCCCGGCUUCUCAGACCACUGCCGUCCCCGUGAGAGUGACUGAGGUGCCAGUGCUGCCCGUUGCGCCAUCAAGUGCGAUCAGCCCCCCACCGCUGACCACCCCGACCAACCCAAUGCCCCAAGGCCCCGUUGCGACGAAACUGCAACCUAUUGUUCCGUCUUACGUGGAAGAAGUCGUGACCUUCACCACACCAACCACGUUUUCGACUCUGGUCAGACCAUCGCAGUCUGGAACCUACGAUGACGGGCAGUGGCACACGAGCUACCCACCGUGGAACGAAACAGCGUCCGCGGGAGGGGCCUUGUAUUGAGGAACUCAGGACAGCGACCUGAAGGCCCCGCAGAGUGUGAAUGGAAAUGCGAUCAUGUGUAACGGCCGCUUUUGAUUUUGAGCACAGGCGUUUAGGAAUGGGAUGGACGACGCGCGCAGUCGCGCGCUGGGCUGGAUAGGAUUAUCCACAAGGGCCACUCAUCAUAUAGAAUGUUCUCUGGGAUAGACAUCACGGCCUAUGAAAUGUGUUUAUGUACAAUGAGGGGCAAGAGGGUGCCGAUGGUCACAAUUGAUAUGUGAUAACAAGAUGGAAUUGGUUGGGCAAGAUCGGACAUGGCAUAGUAUGAAUGCAUGGAGCGAUGAAUCUGAAACUACAUUUGGUCGACAAUGCCUGAA
Emericellopsis atlantica is the source of this 1626-nucleotide messenger RNA. RefSeq lists its product as uncharacterized. The record is from RefSeq and is a predicted model, not a curated record. The coding region runs from base 407 to 1270 and encodes 287 amino acids. The transcript has a single exon. Lineage: Eukaryota; Fungi; Ascomycota; Sordariomycetes; Hypocreales; Bionectriaceae.